AAAUAAGAAGUUGGAUUUUGAGCAUGUUAGAACUAAAAUAGCUAACAAUUCUUUUGAAAAUAGAAAAACUAUAUAUAAAAAUAAUAAUGAAGAUCAGAUAUAUGAAAUAAUUGAAUUAUUGAGUGAUGAAAACUAUGCAUUUGAAAUAAUUGAAUUAUUAAAUAACAAUGAUAAAAACCAAAAACCCAAAAUAAUCAAAUUAUUGAGUGAUGAAGAAGUAAUGUUUGAAGAAAACCAAAGAAUUAUUUCUAGAGAUCAAAUAUCUGAAAUAGUAAAAGAAAUAAUUGAAAUAACUUAG
Messenger RNA from Scutellospora calospora, 298 nucleotides. The record is from the annotation of a GenBank genome assembly. NCBI's taxonomy places the organism in Eukaryota, Fungi, Glomeromycota, Glomeromycetes, Diversisporales, Gigasporaceae.